Frieseomelitta varia is the source of this 797-nucleotide messenger RNA. Its product is annotated as protein lethal(2)essential for life-like. Gene Ontology annotation, molecular function: protein folding chaperone. Gene Ontology annotation, biological process: protein refolding; response to heat. NCBI's taxonomy places the organism in Eukaryota, Metazoa, Arthropoda, Insecta, Hymenoptera, Apidae. The coding region runs from base 54 to 731 and encodes 225 amino acids. The transcript is spliced from 2 exons. The record is from RefSeq and is a predicted model, not a curated record.
AUUUGAAUUAGUUGUAUACGAAAAGUGCGAGUUGACAUUGAAAUAAUUAGACAAUGUCGCUAAUGCCGAUGUUAUUCUCUGACUGGUGGGAAGAUUUGGACCGACCUCACCGCCUUUGGGAUCAACAUUUUGGCACGACUCUAGAUCCAGAUGAUCUCAAUGAAUUUGAUGCAGAUAUCUAUCGGCCACACAGACGCGGCAGAAGACAUCAUCAUCAUCAUCCAUUCUUAAAGAGUUUGAACAAAAGGCAUGGACGCGGUGUGUCAACUGUGCAAGCUGAUAAGGACAAAUUUCAAGUAACGUUGGAUGUGUCGCAGUUUACACCAGAAGAAAUUAAUGUUAAAGUGGUAGAUCAGAAAAUUGUAGUUGAAGCUAAACAUGACGAAAGAAAGGACGAACAUGGCUGGAUAUCCAGACAAUUUGUCAGAAAAUAUAUGGUACCGUCGCAAUGCGAUGUCGACCAAGUGGAAUCACAUUUGUCGUCAGAUGGGAUCUUAUCUAUUUCGGCACCUAGAAAGCAGCCUUUACAAUCUGAAUCAAACGAAAGAGUUAUAAAGAUACAGUACACGGGUGAACCAGCUUUAACCAGUCAGGAUGAUAAUACGAACUCGUCAGAAUCGCAAAGAGAACAGCAAACACAACAACGAAUGCAGCAGCAACAAUCGCAACAGCCGCAACAGUCACAACAGCAACAUCAACGUGGCAGAAAAAGCAAUGUUAAAGCUGCAUAAAUCAUCUUUAUCAUUCUUUACUUGUCGAUUCCAUUUUUUUUUUUUUUUUUUUUUAAAUCAAUACCA